Sesamum indicum (sesame) is the source of this 844-nucleotide messenger RNA. RefSeq lists its product as uncharacterized. Gene Ontology annotation, cellular component: chloroplast stroma; chloroplast thylakoid membrane. The record is from RefSeq and is a predicted model, not a curated record. Lineage: Eukaryota; Viridiplantae; Streptophyta; Magnoliopsida; Lamiales; Pedaliaceae.
CUGUGAAAAUUCUAUCCAUAUUCAUAUCCCUUCCCAAAAUCAGCACCACACAAAACAUGCUCAGUACACACUCUAACAACACAGCACUACGCGCAGCUACUGGUAAACAAAGAAGCCAUGGCUUCCAUGGCCAUCAGACAGGUACUUAACGUUGUCCAUGCUUCCCAUGUGAAAUUCUCAUCAUUGCCCUUCAUCAAACCUAAGUCACCUACAUUCAUCCCCAACAACAACAUUGUCCACUUCCUUGGUCUUGCUGAAUUUUCGAGCAAACAUAAUCUAGUUGCAGUCUCUAAGGCAUCAUCAUCAACUGACAACAUUUCACCUGUAGAUAACUAUGAAGAGGGAGUUUCUUUAGGUACCAUGAAACUUCCCUCGGACACUGAUGUUGCUAGAUUUGAAACCUUGCUCUUUCAGUGGGGGAACAGCUUAUGCCAAGGAGCUAAUUUGCCACUUCCAGUGCCACUCAAGGUAGACAAAAUCCCUGGUGGAGCUAGACUUGGUUUCAUUACAGUUGGAGAUGGAGAGACAGAAGUCCUCGUGUACAUAGAUUGCUUGGUGUUUCCGGCUACUGAUACCUCUGUUCCAAUGUUUCGCGCCAUAAGAAAUGGGCCCAGGAAAGAUCAGCCACCCCCAGGCGAGCCAAGAAUCAUGAGAAGCCUAUUAGAUGCCCUGAAGAAGUGUGUUGAAAUAGCAAGAAUUUAAUUUUUUACUCACUUGGGCUGUAAAAUUUGUUCUGAUAUACAUACCUGUCUGGUGUUAAUUAUUUAAUCCUGUAAGGUACUUGGGUUUGUUUCAAUCUUACAGACAGAUUACAACACAUCAUCAGUCUGAUGUUCAUUUGAUA